ACUUUCUGCGCAUUGUAUGGGGGAACUCCAAACAUGAAAAUGGUUUGACAUGGAUGAAUCGCGUGUUUCUGGUGGUUCUGGGUUGUCUGCACUAGGUGCAGGUAAACUGAACCCACUGGACAAUGAGCUGAUUGAGGCUCCCGAGGAUGAGGAAGACUUCGAUAUUUUGAAUGACGAGACGUUUGGAGAUAUACCUGUAGAACCGUUUGACUGGCAUGAGCAGCAUGAGCGGUUUGCGGAGGAGUUAAGUGGCAGUGGUUCGUUUUAUGAGAGUCGGCAGAAUGGACACGCUGCAAACAGGACGUGUGACUCCGGCUUUGGCACCACGGAAAAAAAUUACAUAUCACAAGAGGAAUUUCUGGAACAGAGUAUCAGUCAGUUGGUUGUCGAUGACGACGAGAGCUGUCCCGUCAGCAGUGACCCUGCCAUUGUCAACAUUUCAACCAGCCGGGACAUCCCAUUACCAUACAAGAAAGAAGCUCACCUUGAGAAUCUGUUUGGUCCAGCCUCCCCACCAUCUUUCUUGGACACAGAACACUUGCUUUCUCCGACAAGCAGAGACAUCUGGGGUUCACCAGCUGGUGACUCAUCGUUCCCGAAACCUGUUGACAAUCUGCAGGCACUGUUCAACUUCGCAAAAGUAGCCAACAAUGAUGUUCAGAUCAGUACCAGUAGUCCUGCUGUUACCAAAUCCAAGUCGGCAGUGCCCCAGUCACCAUCUAUACCAGCCUAUGCACAGACACUGGCAGAAAUAGAAAACCAGCUCCUGAAGAAGAAACCAGUGAAAGUAAUGACGGCCGAAAACUUGGAGCGAGAACUGCGGGGUGAGACCGCUUCGCCAACAAAACACGAGGAGAUCUCUAUCCGCCAGCCGGGCCCGUUCCAGCUCCAGCAACAGAACAGGUUGCCUUUCUCUAUGCCAGUACCCAUUCCUCCAAUUGGACGAACCGUUAUGCAGAAUAUACCACAGUCUAACAUUGGCUUCAGUCCUAUUUCUCAUUACCCCGAUGGACGGAAUUCCCCUCUCCAGUUUGGCAGUUCUCCGUUACGGAACAGAGUGUCACCUAUACCAACAUUAACUCGCCAGUCACCAGUCUUCAUUGGUAUUCAGUCGCCACUGGCUAGAUCAUUCACACCACCCCUUCCAGUUCACCGACCCCCUUCUCCUGUUCAAGCACGUUUUAUGUCCCCUUACAAUCAGACAUACAUCAUAGGAAAUGCUACCUCCCCACAGAAUGUAUUCAACAAUGCAGUCCGCAUUCCCCAGUCAAGUCGUGGCCCGGGUAUGCCAUUUGUUCACAUGGGUAGUCCACACGGUCCGAGAAUAACUCGUCCGAUGGUGAUGAGUGAUCCGGGAUUUGGACGAGGAUACCUGUCAAACAGAGGUCGUCAUUUCUCCAACAACCAACAUUUUGAGGGUUCUCCUGUGUUAUAUCAUGACAGACCAUCUCACAACACUCGCUUCGUGAAAGACAACCGACCGAUGCAGGUGCGUGAUAACCACCGGACUGUGGACGAAUACGACGGGCUGAUGACGCAGAAAGAGAAGGACUGGAUUGUGAAGAUUCAACUCAUGCAGCUACAGACGGAUAAUCCAUACCUAGACGACUACUACUACACGUGCUACACGUUAAAAAAGAAGGCCAUAGAACGGCAGAAACUCCGAGAGAGUAGUGGAGAUGGAGACAAUAAAAACGAUCCCAAACUUGUGAUACCUAACUUAGCAAAAAUGGAAUCCAGGGCUUACAUGCCAGCCCAGUUUGAAGGAUCUCUCGGCAGGUUGACCACGGCUAGUGUUCACAAUCCCAGGCAGAUCAUCGAUCUCGCGCGGAACAUCAGCCAGGCUGGGGAAGAGUCGAAGAACGUGAGCAAGGAAUUACGUCGCUUCAGGCAGUUACUGAUGGAUAUCGAGAAGGGCUUUAAUAUUCUUCUGGACAUCGAUGACCUGGAGAAAAAAGUGCUAGCUCUCCCGGAGGACAGCAGGAUUCCACUGUUAGAGGAAAGGCAGGACAAGAUCAACCUACUCUAUUCAUCUCUGUCUAUGCAGGAUUACAUUGAAACAUUUAUUCAAAUCAUGUCUGUCAGAAAGGGGAGGAAACUCUUGUCCAGAGUGCUGCCCUAUUUGAGCAAGGCCCAAGCUGCUAUACUAGUCUCAUUGAUACUGUGUAAUCUCGGACAGCUCAUGAAGAAAGACCAAAAGGAUGAGGGCAUGGUGAUGUUGACUGAUGCCAUCUGCCAGGCUAUCGGAAACACUGAUCUCGACCAGCUUGUGGAGCUCACUCAGCAGAUCAGCGAGGACAAGAUUCAGGAGAAAAUCUCUGCCCUUAUGCAGAACAAGUUCGGCUCAAGCCUCUUGUGCAGUAUGUUACGGCAGGGGGAGAACAUUCUGAAGAACACGUCACCAGUCGACUUGGACAACCAGAUGCAGACUGCUUGGAGUCAUUUUGUGGAAGAAUUUGUCGAAGCCUUGACUACCAUCCCAAAGGAAUCUAUAGUGUCUCCGAACAAACCUCAUCAAAGUAUAAUGGACCAUCUUGACCGCCAGCUGAACAAAGAGCUCAUUGCUGACAUAGAGGACAAAAUCAGUGUACUCACUUCAAUACCGGGGACAAACCGUCACAACAGCGAAAGCAAAUAAACCGUGACACCACACUGGGUCGUUUUCCUCAACAAUUUGGGUCUUUCAUUAACAAGUCUUUGUCCGAGGAGAAUUAGAAUUUUUUUUUAUCGCAGUGUUUGAUAUGUUUGAGUAUUUAUGGACAAGUUUUCAAUGUUUCAAGACCAUUACGCCAAAUGUGAAGAUAUAUUAGGUAUGAAAAUGGUUAAUCAAAGAUUAGUUUAUGUUGAUAGAUUUGUUGAAUGUGAAUUCAUUUGACUAGUUAGAAUUGUUUUUGGAUUUUUUUUAUUUUUUUAUCCUAGUCUUUCAACAAACAUUUUUCAUUAGUUUAAAAGGAAUUUACAAAAUAUGUAUCGAGGGGGUGGGGGGAGACUCAAACUAACUAGUCAAUUCAGCUUUUGUACAUAUGAGGUGCUGGGGUUAUGACACAGCCGGGGCAAGGCUUUAUUCUGUACACUGAUAUAUGUGGGGAUAUAAAGUAUAGUAUUUAUUAACAACUCUAAGAAAGUGCUGUAAUUUAAGAGGAAUUGUUAAAUGGACACCAGGUGCAAAGAUGUGCAUUUUCCAUUGGUGAGAAAGAUGAAAUAUCUUCAUGUUUUUAUUUAAUAGAAUUGCGCUAAGAAAUAAUAGCUUCUUCGGGGGUUUUUCUGUGUAUAAAUGUUGUCACAAACAAGACUUUCUAGAUAGUUGGUUAUUCAUUUAUAAAAUGUGUUAUCAUUCUGUAUCGGAUGAUUAUUCAUCUGUAGGUAUAUUAUCAUUCUGUAAUAUUAGUAUGUGUUAACCUUGUGUAACGGAUGAUUAUUUAUCAUAUAAGAUUUGUUGGGAUGGCCACUGGUUGGACAGAGUUGUGAGCUGUUGUUGAGGAAUUUUGUGUGCUUAAUAAUAUGAACUGCACUGUACAAUAUAACAUUUUAGAUCCUUUGGUUUUCAUUUUCAGAGACCUCUCACUGCCAUUUUGGAUGCAUGGGAAAAAAAUUUGAAUUUCUUAUAUGAUUCAAUAAAGUUGGAAGUUACUUUAUAUUCCCUUUUUUGGUUAGCAUUAGUGUGCAUGUUAGUUUGAUAAUUGCAUAUAUUAAUUUCAGAAAUUCUCUUCCCUACCCUAUUGAAUAUUUUCUGGCAUUUGUAUGUAGGACUGGGCAAAAAGUGCUUUGAAUUUUUGUCAUUAUGAUUGUUAAAAGCCCCGAAAUAGAACAAACUUAGUUUGCUUUUAUGGUGAUCCAUUGAUGAUUUUUAGGGUGUUACCUCUUGUGUUACUCCACUUUCAUAUUCAUGACCAUUCUCAUGAAGGCUUUAUCAUUUUUAUUGCUAAUUUGGUAGUCAAAUUUCCUAAUGUGAAUGUUUAAAUUCCCACCUUUUUAUCAUCAAUGAUAUAUAUAAAUACAUAUAUAAAUAUAUAUAUUAAAUGAUACACAUUUUCAUCAUAAAGCGUAUACGAACAUGCAGUAGAAUAGACUUAGAAGUAUCUUACUAAUUAACAAGUUGUCACCAGAAUUUGCCAUUUUUGAAACUCAUUUUGAUUUUGUAGGCCAGUUGUGAUAGGAAGAUAGCCUGCUUUUAAAGUUCAAUUGGGAAUGUAUUUUUCAUUAUCUUGGUUUUGUAACUGGUGUAAGCCACAUGUGCAUGACAAGACGAGACAUUUUUCAACAUGCAGAGUUUGUAUUGUUUUUAUUUGAUGCAGUCGUGUAGAUAUAGUUUUCUUAAAUUUACUUUGGGCUGUAACAGAACUUAUUUUGGGGCAGUGGUUUGAUGUGGGAUGAGCUUUUUUGUUUGUUUGCAGAAACAAAUUUAUAAUAUUCUGAAGUUAAACAGAAUAUUUUUGACUUGGCAAAGCAGGAAUUAAAAUAUAAAGAAAAGCUAUAAAGUACAGUUCAAUUAUAGUAAUUGUUCCUUAAGAACAAGUUUAUGCCAAACCUAAAACAGUUCCAGCAAACACAAGCUGUAUUAAAUGGGUAAAAGAAAAAGAAGCUGUUUUGCCAUUCCUAGAACACUCUUAAUUAAAAUUAAUUUUGAACAAUUAAGCUAAAAUCUUUUCAUAUGAUAUAGUACAUAGGCUUGCCUAGCAGAGUUAAUUGUAAUUUAGUUUAGAAUGUAUUCGGAUCAACUAACAAUUAAUUUUUUCAUGUAAAUGUCCUUGUUGUCUUUUCUUUUGGUCUCUCGUUUCGUUGCUGCUGGAAGUUGAAGCAGAAUUGCUGUACAGGUUGUUUAACUGAAAACCAAAUUCUUUCUCAAGAUGAAUUGCUGUAUUUGUGAACUGCAUUAUGUCGUUUGCUUUAAUACUUGCAAAUAUGCUGGCCAAAAUAAAUUCUUUUUCUAUUAUAUAAAUGAAUUGCAUGCAUUUUCAGAGAUAGAUCCUGACAACUUAAGAAUGAUACUGAAUUACUUAAUUAUGUGUUAACUGUUUGUUGAACUGUCCAUAGUGCUAGUUAUGUUAUCUUUUUUCUUUCUUUUGUUUUUCUUUUCUUUGUUUUAAUUUAACAUUUCUAUUUCUGCAAAUGUGUUAGAAUAAAGUGUUCGUAUAAAGUGCACCUACUCUGGCAGUAGCUAGUGGGAAUUUCCCUAUUAGGUCAGUUGGUAGGGCACUGGACUGGAGGUUGAUUUUUCUGUUACACUGGUGUAAAGAUUGAACUGGAUGUAUUUGGGUAAAUUGGAAAACUAAUGGGUUAAUACUGACAGAAUGUACUAAUUGCCGUCUAUCUAAGCAUAACCAAUAAGUGCAAAGUAAGAGUUAAAAUGGCAGUGCAUUUUAUUGCAGAUAAAUGGUUAAGACCUAUUAACUGUAGUAUAUCAUAAGGAAAAGAACUGUUAUAAUAUAGUUAACUGGGUCAAAUUUAAUUCUAAUGAUAACUGAAGAUUUGUUAUUCACAAGUGCUGUUGUAUGCACAUGCUGUUAAUACUGUGCAGGCUAACAUUUGUUUUAAACCCUGGCAUGCUUGAUAAUUGAAAUUAUAACAAUUGCUUGUGUUUAAAGUAUUAAAUAGACUGGGUUACCGGUAAUAAAAAUGGAAAAGGUAGCAGUACAAAGGUAUUUUUAUUUUAUUUGUGUAAUUGUCUAUAGUUCAUAUGAAGUGCUAAUUUCAUUUGAUGUUUAUUUGCAUUUGUUAUGUUCGUGAAUGUUGUAUUUGUGAAAUUAAUGGAACGCAGCUUGUUCAGAAUUUUGUUCAUUUUAUUUAACACAUUAUUUUGAGUGGGUUUUUUUCCCCUUUAAAUUUCUUUCCUUUUUUUGUCUUUUUUUUUUUAUACUAAAUGUGCACUAUUUGUAUUAUUUGAUAUUAACCAUUUAUUGACACAAAUUGCUUGUAAGUGGGGCGACAUUAGUUAAGCCGUGACAGUAUUGCUGGCUGACUCUAAGGACAAAAAAACUAUUUCCGACUAAUUCUCUUUAGGUUAGAUUUCCACAUCAGUUCAUUACACUGGUAGAUGAAUAAAGACAAGUAAAUAUGUUUAUUCUUAAGGUGACCACUCCAUAUGUCGGUAACCUAGUGACUGAACCAUUGCAGUUUACCCGGAACUUGUAUGGUAAAUGAGUUCCUUAAAAACUAAUCCAAUAGUUAACUCCUAACUUAAUUUAAUUGUUAUUUACUGAAUCCCCAUACAGACAUCAGUGAUUUAUUGUGUUGAGAUGUUCUUACAUCCCUUGGUUGAUUGGGUCAACUUUGACCAGAGAAGGAAGAGAAUCGGCUGGGGUCACUUUACCAGGACUCUCUGUUCUUUGACGGACCAGUGACAUAGAUAUUAAUAUUGUCAUUGUCCUAUUUUGACAAAACGUAUGGUCCGAUAUGCUAAUAUUGACUUUUUGCAUAUUUGAAGUAUUUAUUUUUAAAACAUAGAUAAAUAAUAUUUGUUUUAUAAAUGAUUAACAUGCCAUGGGCUUAGUCAGCAAUCUGUCUUAACUCAUUUCUAAGACAAAAUAUGUAACAUUUAUGUUAAUGAGUCAAACACUUGCAGGCAGAACGUCAUGUACAGAAUUUGUAAUGGCUCCAAUAAAGAUAGUGUAAACCUUA
Gigantopelta aegis is the source of this 6618-nucleotide messenger RNA. Its product is annotated as protein PAT1 homolog 1-like. Lineage: Eukaryota; Metazoa; Mollusca; Gastropoda; Neomphalida; Peltospiridae. Gene Ontology annotation, biological process: P-body assembly; deadenylation-dependent decapping of nuclear-transcribed mRNA. Gene Ontology annotation, molecular function: RNA binding. Gene Ontology annotation, cellular component: P-body. The transcript is spliced from 20 exons. Bases 50 to 2638 code for a protein of 862 amino acids. The record is from RefSeq and is a predicted model, not a curated record.